CCCGGCUUCCCAAGUCAACAUCCGCUCAUCUCAUCUGCAAAUCAUUUCACGUGGUUGGUACAGCCUCGGCGGAUGCUCCACCCCGCGGCCGAUUCUUCCAAUGACGCUUCUGCUCCAUUCUCGUCUGGCAGUGCAGCAGCAACUUCACCAGUGGGGGAGCCCUUUUCGCGAGCGCACCCAGCUGUGGUCUCUUCCACAACACCAUGCAGGAAUCUCUGAAGGAGGCAAGUCUGGGAAGUCUGGUGAUGCUUUCUUUUUCCCCAAAUCUCACCACCGCUUUUGCCCACACCCUCCCUUUGUUUGACCUGUCUCCGCUCUUCCUAACCUCGCCGACUUUACGCGGAGCCUCGAUGAUCAAAUACAUGGCGAGAGAGUGGACGACAGCGGCAAGCUCGAUCUCGGUUGCACCAUGGCUGGCGCCACCGCCUCCCACAGACCGUCAUGGCUCGUGGAGAAACCUAGGAAUAUCAAGUGCAACAUGCCUCGAGAUGGGUGCUAGUGGGGGGGGGGGGGGGGGGGGGGGGGGGGGGGGGGGGGGGGGGGGGGGGGGGGGCUUUGAUGGGGCUCCAUGUCUCGGCCACUCCACAUUCUCCCUCACCGCCAAGGUCGAAGUGUCCUGUAGAGACGGAAAAGCCCCUCGUCACAGGAGGAGAGCCAGCAGCGCGCUCUCUGCAGGACUCAGCUCAUGAAGUGUUUAACCAGAUCACAAUCUGCCCAGCGGCUGCAUUUGCAAGUGUUGGAACAACUGCCCUCGCCAGGCCCCCUGCAUCGCCACCAUCUUGUCCGUCCCUGGUAUCCCAGAGUCCCAAGGGAAGUGUUCAAGUGUCCAUCUCAAUUCACAUGCAAAUGCAGCCGCGGAACG
Messenger RNA from Hyaloscypha bicolor E, 862 nucleotides. RefSeq lists its product as uncharacterized. The transcript has a single exon. NCBI's taxonomy places the organism in Eukaryota, Fungi, Ascomycota, Leotiomycetes, Helotiales, Hyaloscyphaceae. The coding region runs from base 204 to 689 and encodes 161 amino acids. The record is from RefSeq and is a predicted model, not a curated record.